UAGGCAAAACAACAAUUUUUUUGGUUUGUUUCAUUUCUGCUCCCUCAAAUAUUACUAGCAACGAGCGCGAAAUAUAUGCAGUAAAAACGAAAAAAUCGAGUAUGGAGGAAGCACUAGACAAAGUACUUGAUGACACGAUGAACAUGCCGGGAGUGACAGGGGUGCUAUGUACUGAUAAACUAGGAUUAUGCCUCGGAGCUAGAGGCAAUGCUCCAGCUCACAGUUCUGGACUCAUAGCGACGCUAGCCAAUCACGCGAAGGCACUGGAAGCGAAUGCAGAGGCGCCACCUAUUGUCUGUCUGGAGAGCGAUUCUGGGAACAUUCUGAUCAGAGCGAAGGACGGAAUAACGACUGCUAUCUACAAGGUUCCGUCUGGCCCGUGACCGCCAGGGGGCGCCACGAACAGCAUGAAUGUUCGUUCAUCGGAGGCAGAUGAACGGCCAUCGAUCGACCGAUCGUUGUUGUUCCUUGGAGUUCACGAACGACGAAUGCUAAUGAAGAAUUGUUCACUGUUGUCGUCGUCAUUUUCGUUGUUGUCUGUUGUCAUUGUCAAUUGUCAUUGUCAAUUGUCAUUGUCUGUUGUCAUUGUCUGGUAUCGUCAGAGAGAAUUUGUAAUAGAGAGUUUAUAAGAAUAUAAAGUCUACUAUCGGUUUAACUUGGAGGCAGCGUUUGCCGACCAAAUCGACCAAUCAAUUAUUGUCGUCAGCGAAAUUGUUACGAAAAUACGAUGUAGAUGGAUUUUUUUUCGUUCCCGAAACCACAUUGAAAAGCAAUGCAGAACACUGUUGUGGUAGUGGUGCCGCCUGGUGGCGAUGAAGAAAACGAAUCGACGAAUGUAUCUUGGCUGUUAUGUUAGUCUGUUGUCAUAAUAAAAAAGGCAGAAGUACGAAAUAUAAUUGUACAUAAGUGAAGCA
This is a messenger RNA of Priapulus caudatus, 914 nucleotides long. RefSeq names its product ragulator complex protein LAMTOR5-like. The transcript has 4 exons. Gene Ontology annotation, molecular function: guanyl-nucleotide exchange factor activity. Lineage: Eukaryota; Metazoa; Priapulida; Priapulimorpha; Priapulimorphida; Priapulidae. The record is from RefSeq and is a predicted model, not a curated record. Gene Ontology annotation, cellular component: lysosome; cytoplasm; Ragulator complex. Gene Ontology annotation, biological process: positive regulation of TORC1 signaling; cellular response to amino acid stimulus. The coding region runs from base 102 to 383 and encodes 93 amino acids.